AUGGAGAUCUUCAUAGCUGACCAACGUGUCAAUUCAGCAAGGAAAGGGAAUAGUGUUAUCGCAUUUUUAAGGCGUUGUUUCUCAUUGUCGCCUAUUCAUUGACGCUAUGACAUAACUGCAAUCUGAAUAAAACAAAUUGAUCGACAGAAUAUUGAAUAUUUAUCUUUGAAAAAGUAAGUCUUUAGACUACAGCCCUAUUAGCAUUGAGAGGGACAUCUUUAGGCAGUGAUUUGUGAUAUGUUAUCAUCAUCAUGGCUGAGAAUUUCCUAUGUCUAUUCAGGUUCUUUGCGUUCUGCAGAGUUCUGUCUCUGAUACUUCCUUCCAUUAAUGGAUAUCCCUUAUGCACACAGGCGAUAUUAGGAGAUUUCUCCGCUGAUGAAUGUCCACAAAUAUUUCCCGAGUGUACAUCGGGUUCUCUGGGCUCCAUCGAGAUAAACUCGGCUUCGGUGACAGUCACAUCAGAUGACGGAUAUGGAGGGAAAGACAUAUCGACCGUGGACGCCACCGAAGCAACGAACAGUAUCGUUAAUUGCGGUGACGUUCCCACCUGUGAGGGUGUAGGCUAUUUCCUCAUUGCCCACUUCUCUACUCUACAUUGCUUAGGAAUUCAACCAGGUAUGGAUUCCUUCGUGCCAGCCGGACUUCGCUAUAUUCUCGCGGUCGUAACCGUACGAUACACGGGAAUGCAAGGAGUCAGUACGUUUCAAGAGCGAUACGACGGUCAUUUUUAUCACUCAGUGUACCGCUUUGGUUCGGGGAAUAACGAAUGCAGUUCUUUCCGAGCUAUGUCGGAGCAUCAGCUCCCGUUUGCAACUGACACAUCAAUCCUGUCCUCAAUUCCUUGCGCUUACAUUUAUACAACCACCAACGGUGUAGACACAACGGAUGAUCUCACAGAGUCGACCUCCCAUUCCCCCGUCUCCACUCUAGCUCCGUCGCAAUCUAUACAUGCUAUACCAACGUCUGAUCAAGGAGGUAUCACUGUAAGUCCUUGGUCUGAUCGCGACUUGAUCACAUCCGUAACAAGUGAUACCACAACGGGUGAUCUAGAGGAACAACCUCUCCAUCCUCCGUCUCACCAUCUAUUCUACAUUCACCACCUUCUGUACCAAUGUCUAAUCGCACUUCGAUCCCAAAGGGUCUUGAACUCCUAUUCUACCCCGAAAUCUUGGAGCAGAGAAUCUUUGGAAUUGCCACGAAUCUCAGCAACGGGCAAUCAAUCGAAAUUGAUAAUAUUUACGUAUACCGAUCCAUUCUUCAGGAUUUGUGUUCGACUGGAUGGAGGAAAACCGACGAGGACGGUAACCAAUAUUUUUGGCCUUCAAAUUAUUUCUGCAACAUUUUCGAAGGCCAAAAUGAAACUGCGGAGAGGCCUGUUCCUGUCAUAUUAGGCAUUGCUUCAUCCUCGCAUCUUGCUGAACUCUACAACAAUAUCAUCUCAAAGGAUGCCACCAUCAAUGCCAGUACUGAUACUAUUCUACGAGUUGCGAGUAAUAUCAUAACGGCAGCUGUAUUCAUUGGUAAUGUGUCGGUCUCGCUUCCCUUUAGUUUCAACCUUACACAUUCUAUAAUGCUAACUCAUGAGUUCUCUUCCCCAUCCUGUCGCUUCUUUCAUGAACAGACCAG
Molecule: messenger RNA, 1626 nt
Organism: Lytechinus variegatus (green sea urchin)
Lineage: Eukaryota; Metazoa; Echinodermata; Echinoidea; Temnopleuroida; Toxopneustidae
Exons: 8
Coding region: 252-1391 (379 amino acids)
Source: RefSeq, a predicted model, not a curated record